Lactuca saligna is the source of this 777-nucleotide messenger RNA. Lineage: Eukaryota; Viridiplantae; Streptophyta; Magnoliopsida; Asterales; Asteraceae. The record is from the annotation of a GenBank genome assembly.
AUGUUGGACAUGUUGAAUGAAACCUUCAACAAGGAGGAAGACAACUCCAAAUCAAUUUCGGCAAUUGAAGAUCAACUAGAACGAAUAACGGAGAAACUAAAGCAACAACCACCGGGCAAAACUUUGGACAUUACCCAAGUAAAUGAGGUAUGUUUUCUAUGCAAUGACAACGUUGUGCAUAAUCCUACACCACCCAAACUAGAGCUUGUGGUAGAGGAUUAUGUAUCUUUAGAUGACCAGGAGAAUGAGAGUAUGAUAGAAAGAAAAGAAGCUAUAAUUGAAUUGGAAAAUUAUAAUGAAGAGUUUCAUCUUUUAGAAGCAUCCAAAGUUGGGGAAGGGUUCGUGGAGGUUGGUAUCACCUCUUACCCAACAACUUUUAAAAAACCUGAACCGCAACUUCUUGAUAUGAUGGAUUCUAAAAGACUAAACACAUACAAACAACUAAAUGUCAUCAUUGAUCAUCCCCUCUUAGCAACUAUAUUUUCCCAUAUAAGUUGUCGAGAAGGUGCGAUAAAUGUGACAUAUGGAAACCAUAAAGUAAUCUUUAUUUUUCUUGGACCUACUAAUGAUCCUCCAAUCAGUGGUGAACUAUUUGUGAUCAAUACUAUCGAUGAUUAUGUUUAUGAGCAUACCGCAAAUAUGCUCUAUGGAACCACCCACAAUUUGGAGAAAAAUUUAUCAUGUAAUAGGUCAAAAGCACUAGAUGAUUGCAUGAGUCAACACAAGAAAAGAAGAUUAGGGAAUAAGAAACAUGAUAACACACACUCUCAAAAAUAA